Molecule: messenger RNA, 3539 nt
Organism: Oreochromis niloticus (Nile tilapia)
Lineage: Eukaryota; Metazoa; Chordata; Actinopteri; Cichliformes; Cichlidae
Gene: slc35a3b
Product: solute carrier family 35 member A3b
Exons: 7
Coding region: 297-1397 (366 amino acids)
Biological process (GO): pyrimidine nucleotide-sugar transmembrane transport
Cellular component (GO): Golgi membrane
Molecular function (GO): pyrimidine nucleotide-sugar transmembrane transporter activity
Source: RefSeq, a predicted model, not a curated record
CUAAACUGAGUCCUCCUCAGCUACACGUGGGUUCAUUCACUGAGUGUAGCCUCCAGAGGAGGAGGCAACGCGUCUGCUAUAUGCGCAAAGACCAAAAGCGUGCCUUAAAUUACAGCUGAGACAGCUAUGCUGACUGUUAGUUUAACGCCAUGAGAUUCAAUCUUUAGUAAAGAGAAAAGCGAGGACAGGACCAUCAAGUGAGCGGGCGCCCACAUCCUGUCAUCUACGCCUUAAGCUGGGCUCCAGACCCACAGGCUCCUUCACUGUCUCUCUGCAGAGUCAAACAUUCCUCCACAAUGGCGCUUUCCUCCGGGCUAAAAUACGUGUCUCUGGGGGUUCUGGUGCUGCAAACCACCCUGCUGGUUCUCACCAUGCGCUACUCCCGUACCCUGAAGGAGGACGGUCCUCGCUACCUCGCCUCCUCUGCCGUGGUGUCAGCUGAAGUGCUCAAGAUUUUUACAUGCACUCUCCUCGUCUUCAGCGAGAACAAUUUCAGCUUGAGGGCAAUGUAUGAGCUGCUGAACGAGGAGAUUCUGAACAAGCCUGUGGAGCUCGUGAAGCUGGCCAUUCCUGCAGGGAUCUACACUCUGCAGAACAAUCUGCUCUAUGUUGCCCUGUCCAACCUGGACGCAGCCACCUAUCAGGUCACGUACCAGUUGAAGAUCCUCACCACAGCUCUGUUCUCUGUCUCCAUGCUCGGGAAAGAGUUGGGCUGCUACCAGUGGCUCUCCCUGCUCUUCCUCAUGGCCGGGAUCACUCUGGUGCAGUGGCCCGUCGAGUCUCUGGGCGACUCUGAACAGAAUGUAAUGUCUGCAGGCUCGCAGUUUGUGGGCCUGAUGGCCGUGCUGAUGGCCUGUGUGUCCAGUGGUUUUGCUGGAGUUUACUUUGAGAAGAUCCUCAAAGAGGCAAGCCAGGGUCUGUGGCUUCGUAAUAUACAGCUGGGUUUGUUUAGCUUUGUGUUUGGCUUCAUAGGCAUGAUGGUGUAUGAUGGCGAAAGUGUCAAGCAGGCGGGGAUUUUCCAGGGAUACAACAUUAUUACCUGCAUAGUUGUUGUCUUACAGGUUGUGCAAUGGUGUUUCACUACAGUGCAUCAUUUGACUUCCAUGAGUUUUAUGGCAGCAUUUGUGGAGUUGUUCAUGUCUGCCUUUGUGUUGUUUGCAUGUCGUCAGGCUCUCGGCGGGCUGAUCGUGGCUGUAGUCAUUAAAUAUGCUGACAACAUCCUCAAAGGAUUUGCCGCCUCACUAUCAAUCAUAGUGUCUACACUCAUUUCGUAUUUCCUGUUGAAGGACUUUAAUCCCACAAGUGUAUUUUUUCUAGGUGCAGUACUGGUUAUUGCCGCCACAUUUCUUUACGGCUAUGAGCAGAAACCUGCCAGCAGCAGCACCAACAAAGUGUAAUCAGAGACUUGCGUGAAUUGUGGCUCUACGAACUGUGACCGGGAAUUUCCUAUAUGAAAAAUUUCAUUACCGAAAAAGUAACAACAAGUUACUGGCAAAUACAGUCUUUUGGAAGUGGGCCUUCUCUGAAAAAGUGCACAAUGGAUGAUAGCAGUGACUCAUGUGAAAUACAUCUGAUAGUAAAGCUAUUGUUUUGAGCAUGUCAGGUUAACUCAACAGCACAGAAAAGCAAACAGUGUAAGGUGAACAGAAGGACAUCAUAAGCAAACCUUAUCCUUGCUGGCAAACUAAUGUGAAACUAGUUAAUGUGUGUCAGUAUUAGAACUGUGACGUUCCACCUGAAGAGGUACAGGUGCCGCAUUUAAGCUUUGGGGUUCUAAGCACAACAGCAUAUUGCACUUACUAGAUCCCCACAAGUACCUGCUAAAAUAAUAUAACAAAGGAGCGCAUCAUAUCAGAUGUCUAUAAUCUGUCUGGAUCCUUUUCAUCAGCAUUCGCAUCUUAGGCCAUGGACAAAGAUCUGGAAACUGAAUCUCUGCAGAACUGGAAAUCAGGUUGUGCUGGAACUGUUGUGACUGCGAAUAUACACUCAGUGGCUAGUUCAUGAGUUACAGCAUGCUAAUGUCCAGGUUGAACCCCCGUUUGCAUUCAGAGCUACUUUAAUUCUUCUUGGCAUGGAUUCAACACGUUAAUGGAACAGCUACUGUGGAUUUGUCAACUGCACAUCCAUGACGUGAAUCUCCUGUUCCACCACACUGCAAAGGUGCUCUAUUGGACUGAGAUCCGGUGAGUGUGGAGGCUGUUUGAGGACAGUGAACUGUCAUGUUCAAAAAACCAGUUUGACAUGAUUCUCGCUUCAUGAUAUUGUCAAUUAUCCUGUUGGAAGCAUCCAAAGAUGGGUCAUAAAGAUAUAGACAGGUUUGGCAACAAUACUCAGGGCUGUCAUACACCCAAUUGCUUGUGUUCUGCUUAAAGUGUGCCAGGAAAAUACCUGUAAAACUGUCAUGUAUUAACUGUAACCUCAGUGUCUUAGCUGACAGCAGGUUCGACGUGUUAUGCAUUCAGAGAUGUUCUUCUGCCUACCUUGAUUGUAACAAGUGUAUAUUUGAGUUGCUGUAGUCAUCCUGUCAGUUCAAAGCAGUCUGAUUAUUCUCUUCUGACCUCAACAGGGCAUUUUCACUAGCGUGAACUGUUUUUUACCUGUUUGGAUCAUUCUUUAUGAACUGUAGAGAUAGUUGUGUGUGAAAAUAGACCAGCAGUUUCUGAAUUACUCAGACCAGCUUGUUCAAAUUCAAUGAAAUCACUUUUCUUCCAAAUUCUGACACUCAGUUUUCGGCAGCUCAUCCUGACUAUGUCUAUAUGUCUAAAUGAGCUGAGUUGCUGUGAUGUGAUUGGAUGAUCGUAGAUAUCCAAUGAGCAGUCCAACAGGUGUACCUAAUGAAGUUGCCGCUGAGCGUACGCUUAAGAUAGGCUACAUUCAACAUAUUCCAGACACUGCCAAACACGGUGUGCAGAAAACUUAAAACAUGUCGCGAAGCGGUCAGACUGACUUCGUCUUUUUGUUGUUGUUUUUUUUAUACAGAACAACAUAAAUAUGGCAAACAUUAUCAAACAAUAAAGAACCUCAGUCAUAAACCAGAUGUUACAUGCUGGAUAAGACAGAUAACGUCUUCGUUCAGAAACAAACAAAAGCAUAUAUUGUAAAUCACAAAGAAAAAACAUUUGGGCACUUUGGGACCUUUCAUAAACUUUCUAUAAGUCAGUCAUUUAGUCUGUUUAAAUAACCAGUUCUUGGCAUCCAUGUGGUGUUCAGUUUGUCAUAUGUUUUGAAGGGGCAAAAACAUUUUUUUUCCUAUACUUGAACAUUUUUUCUGAAAGGGCAAAAGAGCUUUUUGUAUUAUCAGUACGAGGAGCUUGUGUGGUUUUUGUUUGUGUGAUUUCGUUCUUUGACAUUAGUGGGCGGUGAGGUUUUCUAAGUAAUAAUAAAAACAUUGUUUGGGAACGAAAGAACCGUGCAGUCAUGAGAUAAGAAAUACUGUGUGUUCAUUUACAAAGCAAACGGGAGGCGAAUCCUUGACAGCACUUCCAUCUAGUGGUGGAAGGAGGAGUAAACUUGCUGCAAAGAGGAGGGGUUACCUCUGU